Salvelinus sp. IW2-2015 is the source of this 540-nucleotide messenger RNA. Its product is annotated as equistatin-like. NCBI's taxonomy places the organism in Eukaryota, Metazoa, Chordata, Actinopteri, Salmoniformes, Salmonidae. Gene Ontology annotation, cellular component: basement membrane. Gene Ontology annotation, biological process: cell-matrix adhesion. The record is from RefSeq and is a predicted model, not a curated record.
AAUGAGGCAACUAGUCACACCUGUGACAGGUCCUUUAAAAGAAGAGGUGGAAGAGGUAGACCAUAACUCACAGACAACAGAGAGAGAGGCACCAGUGAAUCCCUUGGAAGAGUGCAGAAGGAGACGAUCACCAUGGCGAUAUUGACCAUCCUUCUGCUUGUCAGCACAGCUUUUGCUCUGGGAGAUGCUAUGAUACGACCCAAGACCCCAUGUGAGGAUGCUAGAGAUGCCGCGCUAAAUGGCCCAAUUGGAGCCUACAUCCCCACGUGUGACGCCGCUGGACAAUACACCCCUGAGCAAUGUUCAGGCUCUACAGGUUACUGUUGGUGUGUGAACAGUUCUGGACAGAAGAUCCCGGGUACUGAGACUCCUCCAGGCACUGCUACCAACUGCUACCAACUAGCCAUUUGUCCACCAAUAUGUGGACKMAGAUGAAAYGKGUUGGAACGAAGACGUUGAAGACUUUGACAGUUGUCUUUACUGUACUACAGYACCUGAUUCACAUUCUAUACAAAUAAAUGAAGAAAUCCAGAGAUUAAA